CAUUAUUGUAUAUACUUAAUAUUUUUUGAAAUUGAAUUCACAAGACGUUAUUAUUAAUAAUAUUUUGUAAUAGAUAAUGGAUGAAGAUAAAGAAUUUGUUGGAUUUUUGUAUGAGAAUUGUUAUAGUUAUGAUUUUGAAUGGUCUGAUGGUAAUGAUAAGUGUAAAAAAGAAAUGACAGAAGAUACGUUUUUGGAGCAAAAAAAAACAUGGAAACCGAAAAUUGAAGAUAAAUAUAUUCUUUCAAAAACACCUAAUCCUAUUCCUCGGCCUGCUGAUAAAUUUUCUCUAGCAAUAUUGAAAUCAGCUGCUGAAGAGCAAUAUUAUUUAAGAAAUUAUCAAAAAUCACUUGAUUAUGUUAAUGAUCUUUUGAAACCUAAGGAUUCUAAUCUUAAAGAAGAUUAUGAACUUUGUGAAAAAGAGAAAAAACAAAUGAAUUAUUUAAGAAAUAAGUGUCUUGAAAAGUUAUUAACUUAA
Molecule: messenger RNA, 475 nt
Organism: Pneumocystis murina B123
Lineage: Eukaryota; Fungi; Ascomycota; Pneumocystomycetes; Pneumocystales; Pneumocystaceae
Exons: 2
Coding region: 77-475 (132 amino acids)
Source: RefSeq, a predicted model, not a curated record